ACGUCUGACUUCGAAGCACCGUACUGAGAACCUUCGGUGGCGGAAUCUGCCGGGCCAGGAGAGCAGCACGCGUGCGCACGCCGUGGCUCGCGCGCCGGAAGUACGUCCUCGCUUCGGGCGUACAAAGAGGAAGUGCUCGGGUCCCGGAAGGCGGGGGGUAGUGGCGACCGUGGUCGCCAUGGCUACCGAGCCCGGGGCAGAGGGACCCGCAGUGCCUUCGCUCGUGGAUCGUUACUUCACUCGUUGGUACAAAGCCGAUGUCAAAGGCAAACCCUGUGAGGACCACUGUAUACUACAGCACUCCAACCGAAUAUGUGUCAUCACAUUGGCAGAAUCUCAUCCAGUUCUUCAAAGUGGAAAAACAAUCAAAAGCAUUUCCUAUCAAAUCAGCACCAACUGUAGUAGACUUCAGAACAAGGUCUCUGGGAAAUUUAAGCGGGGGGCACAGUUUCUAACAGAGCUUGCACCUCUGUGUAAGAUUUACUGCUCAGAUGGAGAAGAAUACACCAUAUCUAGCUGUGUCAGAGGACGGUUGAUGGAAGUGAAUGAAAACAUUCUCCAUAAGCCAUCUAUUCUACAAGAGAAGCCAUCCACUGAAGGCUACAUUGCAGUUGUGCUGCCCAAAUUUGAAGAAAGUAAGAGCAUAACAGAUGGGUUACUGACACAAAAACAGUAUGAAGAAGUCGUGGUGAGGCGCAUCACUGCCACGACAGCCACAUCAUGAGGACCGCAAAGGAGUAACACACAGCGUGGCAUGCACACACUUCCCUGGCCUGAGCGAUCAGAGCUCUCAAGACCCAGCACGUGUGAAGCAUGCUUCACACCCAGCCAUCCCCAGACACGUCUCAUCUUAAAACUUAACCUACUUUCCUGUCUUUGUCUUGCAUAACAAGCCUUAGUUCCUGUUUGGUCCUCUGUCCUGACCAUGUACUCACUCAAUUCUCCUUUUGCUUUUACGUAACAAUCGUCAAGCAAGGGAUGUUUUUUUGGUUUUCUUUUUAUUGGAUUAAAAACAAACAAACAAAAGCACUUUGAGGAAAAUUUGGACAAGACACCUAUGUUUUAAGUAGCAAAGUAAAAAUAAUUUACCUGUCAUCCUGUAACCCGUUGGUAAAUACUACAUUUUGACACACUUCUGUUUGAAAUGUUAUGGCAUGAUCAUUGUUUUUGCCUCAAUUUUCCCUCAGUUUGAAGUUAAA
Leopardus geoffroyi (Geoffroy's cat) is the source of this 1199-nucleotide messenger RNA. It is a transcript of the gene ABITRAM, whose product is annotated as actin binding transcription modulator. The record is from RefSeq and is a predicted model, not a curated record. Gene Ontology annotation, biological process: dendrite morphogenesis; regulation of actin filament polymerization; regulation of filopodium assembly. Bases 179 to 724 code for a protein of 181 amino acids. Gene Ontology annotation, molecular function: actin filament binding; actin monomer binding. Gene Ontology annotation, cellular component: lamellipodium; nucleus; dendrite. The transcript has 6 exons. Lineage: Eukaryota; Metazoa; Chordata; Mammalia; Carnivora; Felidae.